AUGCAGCAUGGUUUCAUACGAGGAAAAUCAACAACCACACAGCUACUUGGAGUAUAUCAUGAAAUUCUGGAAUCAGUCGCAAGUGGGAAUGAAGUUGAUGCCAUAUACCUGGACUUUUCAAAGGCAUUUGACAAAGUACCACAUCAUCUUCUUUUGCGAAAGCUCGAGACUUUGGGAAUCAGGGGAUCUCUAUUAUCUUGGUUCCAAAGCUACAUCACAGAUAGACAACAAAGAGUCGUUCUUCACGGCGUUUGCUCUGAUUGGCUUCCCGUAACAUCAAGUGUGCCACAAG
This is a messenger RNA of Paramuricea clavata, 292 nucleotides long. Lineage: Eukaryota; Metazoa; Cnidaria; Anthozoa; Malacalcyonacea; Plexauridae. The record is from the annotation of a GenBank genome assembly.